AGCGCCACAGAGUCGCCCGCAGAAGUAAGCCUCCAACACACGCAUCCGGUCGAACACCGAGUAUCUAAUUAUGACAGGAACUCCUAAACUCUUACCAAUGGAUCGAAGCCGGAGCAAGCAUCGAUAAAGGCGUUGCCGAGAGAUAUGUCGAAUACCUGCGCACGGCACUAGACAUGGGAGUGCAGCUAUCUGCCGAGGGCCACUUCGACAGUCAGCCCAUCCUGGAGCUCCAGGCAAUCCUGAAUGGUACUCGCGUCGCCACUAUCGAACAGCCGCCUCUAGACGACGAAGACACCAGACGGACUGCAGCACAGAGAGUGAAGGCUGAGCGCAGAAAGAGCCGCAAAGGCGGACAAAGAGGAGGAUUCCAGCGAGGACAACGCAGACCAAGCCGGCAUCGUUGCCCGCAGCCCGCGAAUCAUCAAGUCGGUGUUGGAGAAGGCAAAGCUCUUGCCCCUAACUGCCACCAAUCCCGAUGGCCAGUGGACCCAGGGUUUUGUCGCACAUCUUCGCCUCAUCAACACAGACGUUGGAAGCAGAUGGAUGGUGGGCCUACAGAAGCUGCUCGCCUUCGCCUUCUCGGUUAUCGGCGCAAGGGCUCCUCGGCCGCCUUCGUCCGCGAGAGCGCUGGCAUUAUUGGGCUCUACAAGGACAUCGUCGCCACAGAGGGCCGUGGCGGAGCCCACCACUACUCCUCUCUCGCCAAUUCGCUUGUGUGCCUUACCAAGCAGAAAUUCGAGAAUGUGUUCUCCGAGGUUUGGCUCCUCGUGCGCUACGUCAACAUCGCACACGCCUACAGCGAGUUCGAGAACGAGCUCCAGGACAAGAAGUCGUCGGAGUAUCAGAAGUACAAGGCGGCUGUGGAGGGCCAUAAGAAAGAGUUUGGCAAACUCCACAUGGGUGCCUACCACCGCCAGUACAUUUUGACUCAGGCGGGUCCGUGGCGUGUUUGGCGAGCACGGAGAGGGCCAUCGUCCUAG
Aureobasidium pullulans EXF-150 is the source of this 980-nucleotide messenger RNA. RefSeq lists its product as uncharacterized. Lineage: Eukaryota; Fungi; Ascomycota; Dothideomycetes; Dothideales; Saccotheciaceae. The transcript has a single exon. The record is from RefSeq and is a predicted model, not a curated record. Bases 174 to 980 code for a protein of 268 amino acids.